AUGGAUAUUGAGGAAUUUGUAGAUGCUCAUGAGGAAGUCCUAGAACUGAAAAUAAUUGAGGUUGAGGACACUGACCAAGCAGAAGUUACUCUAAAUAUGAUUCUUGGAAGGAGUAAAACCCCUUCAACUAUUAAAAUUAUGGGCUGGAUUAAGGGUCAGCAAGUUGUAGGGUUAAUUGAUAGUGGGUCAACCAACAGUUUUAUUGACCCUCAAGUGGCAAAGACAAGUUCCAUUUUUGUGGAAGAGUUGGGCCGGCCCAUGCGAGUUAAAGUGGCCAAUGGGCAGUAUUUGUUGUGCAAAAAAAAGUGCCAUAAUCUGGGAUGGAAAAUGCAGGAUAGGGAAUUUAAAUUCAACUUUGGGAUUUUAAAAGUAGGUGGUUGUGACAUGGUGUUGGGCAUGGAUUGGGUUGACACCGUAUCUCCAAUUAUACUUCAUACACACUCAUUGAGUAUAACAUUCCUUCACAAUAAGGAAUGGGUUACUUUAUGGAGUUGUCCAAAUGAUGGUAAGGUGUCCAACGUGGAGACAAAGGUGAUAUCCAAGCUGAUGAACAAAGGGCAAUGGAAUUUUAUGGCCCAAGUGUUCUUAAUGGGUUGUUCUCGUGAUGGUAAGGAGGCGAUACCUCCACCAGUGGAGAAAUUAUUGGGCCGCUAUAAUGAAUUGUUCCAGGAGCCCAAGGAAUUACCUCCCAGUAGAGAAUGUGAUCAUGCGAUUGAGCUUGUGCCGGGUGCCAAACCCAUUAACUUAAGACCUUAUCGCUAUUCUUUUGACCAGAAGAAUGCUAUUGAAGAGAUUGUGGCCGAAAUGUUCAAGGCCCAAACUAUAACCAAGAGUGUGUCCCCUUUUGCCUCCCAAGUUCUCUUAGUAAAAAAGAAAGAUUCGAAUUGGCGAAUGUGUGUUGACUAUAGGAAAUUAAAUGAUAUUACAGUCAAAAAUAAGUAUCUUAUACCGGUUAUGGAAGACUUAUUAGAUGAAUUACACGGGGCUCGAUUUUAUUCUAAGUUAGAUUUAAGAUCGGGUUAUCAUCAAAUUUGUAUGAAGAAGGGAGAUGAGUACAAGACAGCUUUCCGCACCCACCAUGGGCUUUGGGAAUUUAGAGUCAUGCCCUUUGGGCUGACUAAUGCGCCGGCAACAUUUCAAGCCCUCAUGCAUCAAAUCUUUGGGCCUUUUCUAAGGCAAUUUGUGCUAGUGUUUUUCGAUGAUAUCUUAGUAUAUAGUGCUUCAUUGCAGGAGUAUCUUAAAUACUUGUAG
Messenger RNA from Nicotiana tabacum (common tobacco), 1251 nucleotides. The record is from RefSeq and is a predicted model, not a curated record. NCBI's taxonomy places the organism in Eukaryota, Viridiplantae, Streptophyta, Magnoliopsida, Solanales, Solanaceae.